AUGCAAUUGCUCACGAGACGACCAACCAGCAACCUCGCGGAAAAGGAGAAAGAUGAAGAUUUUGAAGUAGAUUGGGUGCUUCUCUACGAUUUUCAAGAUAUCGAGGUUCAUCAUGCGACUGAUGAAUAUCACACUUUGAUCCGUGACAUUGAGGCUUUUGGUCUGGAAGCAGAAGUUCGACAUGGCUAUGGUACAACUCUGCUUAUACUCAUUCGCAUUCCUCGCAACAAGUUGGGUAAUGAGGUUUAUCGCUCACGGGUCAAAGACUGGCUAUUCGGGAUCGUCCAAGUUCGUCCUCUAGGUGACAGCUCUACGGUCAUCGAUGCUGCGACGCCUUCUGAAGAAAUACGUUCUGUCUUCCAUCUGGUCACCUGGACAAAAGAGCAAGGCGGUGUGGGAAUCACUGCGAACUUUGGACAAUGGAACCGUAUAACAGCGUCAUUUGCCCCGCAUGCCUGGACAGCGAACAAGAAGCUGUUGAAGACACUGUCUGCAAAAAUAAUCCUCGAGACAGACGACUUGGAUCAGAUCAAAGCACUCUUUGGAGAGAAGGUUGCAUUCUACUAUGCCUUCAUACAAGCUUACUCCCUGUUUCUUAUCGCGCCUGCCUCAUGCGGGACUUUAUUCUGGCUUUUCUCAAAACCAUAUUCGAUGGCAUUUGGAGUGGUCAUAUGUGUCUGGAGCAUCACGUUUGUCGAAUGGUGGAAGAGACAAGAGCUCGAGCUGAGCAUUAGAUGGAACGUCAAAGGUGUUGACGCGCUCAAAGUCAACCGCGUUCAAUAUACUUGGGAAAAGGAAGAGAUGGAUCCCAUCACUGGUGAGGUGAAGAAGAUAUUCUCCACCCGUAAGAGGCUGGCAAGGCAGCUUUUGUUCUUACCAUUUGCUGCGUUUGCGGGACUGGCACUAAGCAGUGUUCUGGUUGUUACAUUCCUCAUCGAAGCUAUGGUCUCUGAUGUAUAUGGCGAUGCGCUGGCAAGCUACUGGGCUGUAAAAUAUCUUCCGACUAUCCUUCUCGCAGUCUCUCUGCCUUAUGUCACCGACUUCUUGACAGACCUUGCAUCGAAGCUGUCUGAGCACGAGAACCAUCGCACGAAUGACGAGUUUGAACUAGCCCAAGUUCAAAAAUCCUUCGUUCUCAACUUUGUCACCUCUUUCUUACCACUAAUCUUGACGGCAUAUAUCUAUGUUCCCUGGGGAUCACGACUUGUGCCAUAUCUCAUGCCAGACUCCUGGAAGUUGGUUGCUGCCAAAGACUUUCGCGUCGACGCUCAUCGUUUACAAGAGGAGGUCAUAUCACUGUCCAUGGCCGGACAAGUAAUGAAUUGUGUCGAAGAGUUUGUGGUUCCAUGGGUCAAGCGACACCUAAAGGAAGCAUAUCGUCGAUAUAAAGACACACGGCAAGGAUCCUCUUUACACCAACGCAUGACGUCCGAAUUCACAAAAACUCUGCUUGUCGAUGCACCACAAGAAGCAAGGCUCUUAUCCCGACUGCGCACAGAAGCAAUUGCUUCUGUGUAUGAUGUUAAUGAAGACAUAAUGCAGAUGACGGUUCAAUUUGGCUACCUCGCCAUGUUCGGGGUCGUCUACCCACUCAUGCCUCUAGGCUUUCUACUCAACAAUUGGGUAGAACUCCGCGGCGACUUCUUCAAACUUAUCUCUGAAUCACAACGACCACCACCUAUUCGCUGCGACUCAAUCGGUCCCUGCAUCUCCGCUCUCGAGUUCUUGACUUGGCUAGGAAGUCUGUCUACCGCUGCCUUACUCUACCUAUACCGAAACGGGGAAAUCACCAAUAUUCGUCUGUCACGCUUGUUACUCACAGUCUUCAUUGCCGAACAAGUCUACCUAGCAACAAAACUGUCCAUCCGUUUUGUAUUCGACAAAAUCGGGUCAGAGGCUGUAAGGAGAGAAGAAGCAACCCGUCGUUUAAUCCGUAAACGCUACCUCGAGACCUUUUCUGAGGAAGCUGCUGGAACCUCUGUUCGUCAGAAUGCGUUCACGUACACGAAUCCAAGACGAAGUGCGCCUGGUACACCCACAGAGGCUGAGAAGAAAGGCUAUAUGCCCGUCAUAGCCGAAGUGGAGGAGACAGUGGAUGUGAGAAGCGAGUACAAGACUGAAAAAGCAGAGAGGUUCUGGAAUGCGAGGAAAGAGAUUAUGGGUACGGCGGAGGCGGGAGUGAGGCUAAUUGUAGCACUUAAAGGGAUGCAAAAGUCGAGGAUUGGGGAUGGUGGUGAUAAGUCAAAGUGGAUUUGA
Messenger RNA from Aureobasidium melanogenum CBS 110374, 2256 nucleotides. RefSeq lists its product as uncharacterized. Lineage: Eukaryota; Fungi; Ascomycota; Dothideomycetes; Dothideales; Saccotheciaceae. The coding region runs from base 1 to 2256 and encodes 751 amino acids. The record is from RefSeq and is a predicted model, not a curated record. Gene Ontology annotation, cellular component: cortical endoplasmic reticulum. The transcript has 3 exons. Gene Ontology annotation, biological process: chloride transmembrane transport. Gene Ontology annotation, molecular function: chloride channel activity.